GUCAACCAACAUCGAUCGCUGCCUCCCUGCCUCGACGUCCACAAGUGAUGCACCCAAACCCCCAAGCACAGUGGCUCCUCGAUGGCAGGCGUUGACGAGGAAAACGAGCGCCUUGCGCACGCCGACUACUGGGACGGCCGGUACGCCGAGACCCAGGCCACUGCAAGCGACCAGCAGCUGCACGAGUGGUUCCGCUCAGCACAGGACCUCGAAGACUUUUUCACCAAGCACCUCUACACGCCCAGGCCACCGCCAUCGCCAUCGCCAUCGGCAGCUGCAUCUGCUGCCGCUUCAGACCCCCUGAUCCUCCACCUGGGGUCCGGGGACAGCCUGGUCCCGCAGCACCUCGCGGCCAAGGGCUACAGGAACCAGCUGUGUGUUGAUUUCAGCCACGUCGUCGUCGAGACCAUGGCCAAGCGCCACGCCGACCUGGGCCUGCUUGACACCGCCAUCCGCUGGCAGCAGAUGGACGUUCGCGCCAUGGCCUCGCUGGGCGACGGGUCUGUCGACGUCGCCUUCGACAAGGGCACGCUCGACGCCAUGAUUCACGGCAGCCCCUGGUCCCCGCCACAGGACACGCUAGACAACACAUCAGCCUAUCUUCGGGAGGUGUCCCGGAUCCUGAACAAGUCCGGAGGCGUCUUUCUCUACGUCACAUACAGACAGCCACACUUUGUCCGGCCCUUGCUCACCUGCGACGGGACAAAUUGGGACUUGGAGGUUGAGCAUCUCGGGGCAGGCGACGGGUCAUUCGGGUAUUAUGGCAUUGUGUGCCGUCCGAGAGUUGCGGAGACAUAGAGUUCGAGGGAGUGAAGAAAGCUCGGGCGGAGAGGAAAGCCGUGACGGUGAUAUAUAUAUGGCAAAUGUUUGAGGUCCUAGGUACUGGAACCUUUCUGUGUCCAAAUUCACAUGUUUCUAUGCUUUUAAGCAUCUCUCCGAGCCCUUGGACGACCCGACGUCUCAGUCUUGACAGCUGACGGUCUAGACUUUUGAGUUCCAAUCUGCCAGUUUGGGAAUUCAUGUCCUUGGAUGUUGUGCUUGUGAAACAGUGGUCUACCCAGGCCUCGACGCUUUGGAAAC
Molecule: messenger RNA, 1080 nt
Organism: Microdochium trichocladiopsis
Lineage: Eukaryota; Fungi; Ascomycota; Sordariomycetes; Xylariales; Microdochiaceae
Exons: 1
Coding region: 82-798 (238 amino acids)
Molecular function (GO): S-adenosylmethionine-dependent methyltransferase activity
Source: RefSeq, a predicted model, not a curated record